This is a messenger RNA of Diatraea saccharalis (sugarcane borer), 2318 nucleotides long. The record is from the annotation of a GenBank genome assembly. NCBI's taxonomy places the organism in Eukaryota, Metazoa, Arthropoda, Insecta, Lepidoptera, Crambidae.
GCGGGAAUGUUGACAGUCAGCUGUUUUGACAUCAAUUGUAUUUCACUGUGUUGGUAUUGUUUGAUUGAUUUUCUCUGCAAUUAUGUAUGAAAUCAUGUUCUGGACAAUAGCAUAAAGUCGUUAUAGAAUAGUAUAUGUUUAGAAAUUUUAUUGAUACGUUUUUUUAUGAAGUAAUUAUGGGUAUUACGGGUUUGAUACCAUUCCUCGAAAAAGCUUCUAGGCGUGCUAAUGUUGGUGAAUUUAGUGGAUGCACGGUAGCUAUAGACUCAUAUUGUUGGCUUCACAAAGGAGCAUUUGCGUGUGCCGAUAAACUUGUAAGAGGAGAACAAACAGAUGUUCACAUAAAAUAUUGCUUAAAGUAUGUUGCGAUGUUAUUAUCUAAAAACAUCAAACCCAUAUUGGUGUUUGAUGGCAGACAUCUCCCAGCAAAGGCACUGACUGAAUCAAAACGUAGAGAAUCUAGAGACAUAUCUAAGAAAAGGGCUGCUGAAUUAUUAAGUCUUGGAAAGAUAGAUGAAGCAAGAUCUUACAUGAGACGAAGUGUGGAUAUCACCCAUGCAAUGGCUUUAGCUCUAAUUAAGGAAUGUAGAAACCGGAAUGUGGACUGUAUUGUGGCACCAUAUGAAGCUGACGCACAGCUGGCUUAUCUAAAUAUGAAUAAUAUAGCACAUGUUGUUAUUACUGAAGAUUCGGAUCUCAUUUUAUUUGGUUGUACAAAGGUGCUUUUUAAAAUGGAUCUGGAUGGCACAGGAACUCUAGUAGAAACUGCAAAACUUCCAUUGGUCAUGAAAUGUCCAAUAGAGUACUACAAAUUUGAUAAAUUCAGAAGGAUGUGUAUCAUGUCUGGGUGCGACUACUUACAAUCAUUGCCAGGCAUCGGCUUAGCAAAAGCCAGACAGUUUGUGAAUGCAUCACAGGACUCUAAUUUUGCUAAUGCAUUAAAGAAAUUGCCGAGUUUCUUCAAUCGUUCCUCAUUGAUUGUCACUGAUGAGUAUAGAGAGAAUUUUCUUAAAGCAGAAGCUACUUUUAAGCAUCAAUAUGUUUACGAUCCAUUAGAACGGAAGAUGGUUAGACUUACGGAGCCCGAUGACGAAGAUGUGGAGCAAGCAUUAUGCGUGAACGCGGGGGAAUUGUUAUCGGACGACGUCGCCUUCCAGUUGGCGCUCGGGAAUCUGGAUCCCUUUUCUCUGAGGAAAAUGGACGACUGGCAUCCAGACACAUCUGUUACGGACUUUAAAAUGAAAACGACAGGAUGGAAAGACAAAGGUGUGGCCCCCCAUCCUAGUAUUUGGCGCGGUAAUUAUACCCGUUACUUAACAGACCCCAUGCCUUGGGCUAAGAAGGAAGUUAAGUUGGAGUCGAUAAUAGCUGCUCCCACCACGAGAGCUAGGAGGAAAGUGAUUAAUUUAGUACAGAAAUAUGUACCAGAAACACAGGACGAAAGUUUGACAAUAGAGAGUUUAAGCAGUAUGUAUUGUGUGGAGCCAGCAAUGAAAAAGCAGAAAAUGAGCUGUGAUACUAGUCUAAGCGAAACAUAUAGUGAGACUACUCAAGAUACUCACAAUAUGGCGGUAGAUGAAGACGAAAUAGUACAAGAGUUGUCAACAAUUCAACCAAAUAAAUCACCUAUAUUAGAAAACAAAGAGAGAUCAUAUAAGAAAUGUUUAAAUAAUUUAACGGUACUUAAGAGUUUGAGUAGGUUUCCUAGAACUGUGCUCGGUGAUAAUGUAGUUGAAAGUAAAUUUUUCAAUGCAACAGAUGAGAGAUCUGAUGAAAUGGAUGUAUCGAGAACUAGUGUAAUAAUAGAAGAAUCUCCAGAAAAGUGUAGUAGGAAUCCGUUCAAAGUGAAAUCUCCGGAUGCAUGUCAACCUUUAGAAAUUAACACUCAGUGUUGUGAAAUACCAAAUUCUCAAUCAAGCAUUAAUUCGGAGAAGGAGAAUUCACCGAUGAACUCACCUGUGGAAAGAGAACAGAGCCCUAUAUUGGAGCCCAGUCCGAGGAGCAAGAAUCCGUUCAAGUUAAGAUCUGACGAGAUGCUAGUCGAUAAAUAUAGUGAAGACUCUGUGAUAGAUAACACAUAUCCUCUAGAGGGUUUGGUGACGCCGAUGGAUUCACAGGUAUCAUACGGUGAAUCCCCACCCAAAGAGAAGUAUUCAAGUGGUAGCCAAUCGCAGUCUAUACUGAGUGACUUGAAGCAGUCUUCGAAUAUUAAUGGGGUCAAGAGAUCUAAUUAUAAACAGCUAGCAUUAAAGAAAAGUGUUUCUUUGCCAAGCAACCAACCGACACUGCUCAGCAAGUUUGGCUUCCAAAAGAAGUAA